Molecule: messenger RNA, 609 nt
Organism: Closterium sp. Yama58-4
Lineage: Eukaryota; Viridiplantae; Streptophyta; Zygnematophyceae; Desmidiales; Closteriaceae
Source: the annotation of a GenBank genome assembly
AUGGAGAUCGAUAAGCCCGCCGCGGAUAGCGCCGGAAAUACCGCGUCUGAAGGCGAGAAGCACCGACGUGGCAUUCCCGAGGCGCAGUUUGUUGCUGACGUGGAGGCGUUUCUGGCGGGCAGAGAGGCGCCAGCUGUCAUCCAAUCACUUGAGGAGAGGAUGCAGCAAUACAAGCUGCUGGAAAUCAAGCUACUCACUCAGAAGAGAGACCUGCAGUCGAAGCUGCCAGACAUAAAGAAGAGUCAGGAGAUUGUGCAGACGCUGGUGAAGAAACGGGAGGAGAAGCAGCAAGUGCGGCUGGACUACGUGUUGGCGGAUGGCGUGUUCGCCCGAGCAGACGUGAAGGAUGUGGACUCGGUGUGCCUGUGGCUGGGGGCAAAUGUCAUGGUGGAAUACCCCUUCGAUGAGGCUCUCGCUCUGCUGGCGCGCAACGAGGAGAAUGCCACGAGCAGCCUUGCAAACAUCGAUGGUGACCUGCUGUUUGUGCGCGAUCAGAUCAACAUCACCGAGGUGACUGUAGCGAGGGUGCACAAUUGGGACGUGCAGCGCAGAAGAGCAGCCGGAGCCGGGAGCAGCGCCAGUGCCUUGAGGGAGGAGAUUCCUGCCUGA